Molecule: messenger RNA, 949 nt
Organism: Portunus trituberculatus (swimming crab)
Lineage: Eukaryota; Metazoa; Arthropoda; Malacostraca; Decapoda; Portunidae
Product: NKAP family protein-like
Exons: 2
Coding region: 107-718 (203 amino acids)
Source: RefSeq, a predicted model, not a curated record
AGGAGAGGCAGAGCGCUACGCCACACACCCGCCCCUCUGUUUGCGUCUGUGGGCGGCUGUGUAAAGGCGCGGCGGGAACCAGAGUGCGCCAGAAGAGAGUGCAAGGAUGAGUGACAGCGACGAGGACGGCGGGCGCUGGGGGCACCGGGGGAGGAGCAGGAGCAGGAGUAGGAGCAGCAGUCGAAGCAGCAGGGAGAAAGACUCCUACUGGUACAACAGGGACAGCAGAUCAGGCAGCGACAGCCCUGACAGUAGGAAACACGAUCCUUAUUCCAACUACUUCGACGGGAAUGACGAGGACGAGGACGAGGAGGAGAGGAAGGAACGAGAUGGCUACGGCUUUAACUACGACGACGAUGACAAGGACAGCGAACGAGGGGGACUGCCACAUUACUACAGCAGAAGGAGCAGCAACAGUAGUCGGAACAGCCACGGAAGUCGUCGGGAUAUAUACUUGGAUAACGAGAAGGGUGAGGACAAUUACGAAUGGAACUCCUCGUCAUGGCGGUGCAAGAAGGAUAAAGAUAAGGACUCCAACAGCAGCAGGAGUAGCAGGAGUGACCGAUUUGGGUUCAGGAGGCGAGGCGAUGAUAGCGACGACGAUGGACGAAGCAGGAGAAAAAGACGACGAGCGGCGGAAGCAGAAGACUACAUGGAGAACGAAUAUGGGAGAAGCAACCAUGAUAGAUUACCGAUUUGUUGCUGCACCCUCAUGUGAGAGAGAGAGAGAGAGAGAGAGAGAGAGAGAGAGAGAGAAACUAAUCCCAGUCGAUCGAUACAACACCAGGAAAACUUGACUAGAGAGAGAGAGAGAGAGAGAGAGAGAGAGAGAGAGAGAGAGAGAGAGAGAGAGAGAGGACAACUGCUCCAAAGACAAAGAACAUGUGAACGAAAGUGAGAGUGAAUGAAAGAAGAAAAAAAAAAGAAGAAAAAAAAGACCGAACGAAUA